CUCGCCGACUUCGCGCGCGCGCUUUCUUUCACCGAGAUGCGGCGUGCAUAGCAGCGAAGCCCUUGACCAGAGCUUUGGAAAAAGUUGUGGCCCGUCAUGUGGAGGCGACGCUUUCUUCUACGGAAAGCGAUGCUGAAUGGGCAUAUGCCCGACUUCGGUGAACGCGUCUUUGUCGAACGAUGACGCCAGCGUCGUCACAGUGGAUAUCCGCGGCGCGGCCAACGCUCUCGAAGUUGGAAUCGACCGUUUCGUCGUCGCCAGCUCCCGAAGUCCGGGCGCACGCAUCAACGGCAGCUCCUAGUUUAGCCGCGCGGGGAAGGACAUCGGAUGGCGUCGACGUGAAGCGAGACAUCGCCGGCUACCAGCUACGUCCUCGGGCACGUCGUCCACCCCGCCGCCGCGGGUCCCGUCGGCGGGGGUUCGCACCCGACCCCGGAUCACCGAGGAGGAGGAGGAGGAAGAAGAGAAGAGGGGGAGCGAACUUCCCGGUGGCGGCGGCCGCUGCGUCUCGCUGACGGGGGUGGCCGGCCGGACCGGGAAUGAGCCGGACUGGUCACCGCGGCCGGCUGCCCCGAGCGUCCACCGAGUCCUGCAGCGUGCUGCCGUCGUUUUCCCUGCUGCUUCUGCUGCUGGUCGAGGCGGCGAUCCUCCUCCGACCGGGUCACGCCGCGACGGAGACCACGGAACUGCCCUCCGACAACUCGUCCACCGAAGCGGUUCCCACCACCACGCUUGCCUCGCACAGUGACGUCGCCGCACCGAGCAAGGCAGCACUCAGUCAGCCCCUGCCUCCGGAGGAAGGUGGCGGCGGCUACAUCUACUGGGUGCGCGGUCCCGAGCAAUACGUGUCGCUAUCGGGCGACCUGAGCGUCGAGUACGGGCUUCCCGAGGUUCGCGGUGCCGCCGGCAGCGGGCCCGCGGGCGGCCUCACAGCGCACGUGGCCGACGCCCGGGACGGCACGGUGCUCGCCAAGACCGACUUGCCCCGCCGAGGUUCCACGGGACGUGUGGUGUUCGCCUGUGGACUCGUGCACCGCGCGGGAAAUUACACCUUUGCACUUGUCGCUGCCGACGGGGAAACCGUUCUGGCACGAUCGACACGGGACACCCUGGUUCGGUGGCCCGAGGUGGUGACGCACGUGCCCCUCUUGCUGGAGACUUACGGCUCGGACGUGGUGGUGACGUUCGAGCUGCCUGGUCUGCGCUGUGCUCCCCUGCACCAGGACGACUACGGUUUUGUAGUGUCGCUGGUGUACAGGGGCGCGCACCGCGAGCCCCAGUCCUGGUUUCAGGAGUCCCUGGUCGACCAAAAGCCCUUGGCAAGCUGGGCCGAGCUGCGAAGUCACGACGUGACGCUUGAUUGUCAUGCCUUCGACAGGGCCGGCUACUACCAGGUGCGGCUAUCAUGCGCCGACGACCCGAAGCUGCCGCUGGUUUCCGAGAGCGUGCCAGUGCGGGUGGUGUGGAGUUCUCGCUACAUGCUCAACGUCGCUCAAGCAGCCAUAUCUAGCUGCCACGACGGCAUCAACGUUCUCUACCGAUACCCAACAACCUGCAGCAAGGACCGCGACAAGGUUCGUGUAUACGGUCUCCCGGGUCCUGCCCGGCUGCCGGCGCACGCGUCUCCACCGUGGCGUUACCUGUUCGAGCAAAGGCUACCUCGGGGCAAGCACGCUCUCACCCUCGGAUGCCACCUAUUCCACGAUGCAUACGCGCAGUUCUGCUUCGCUUACGUCAGCGUGGCUCAGAACGGCGCAGUCUUCGAGCUGCUCAGACAGUGCCGGCCCUGGUCGCUCGAGUCCGGCUCGGCGUCCUCCUGGGGCAACUGGACCGACUGGGGUCCGUGCUCGGGUUCUUGCGGUCGCGGAUCCCAGAUGCGCUACAGGCUCUGUGGUAGGCCCGAUGGAACCUGCUACGGCAGCGCCUACGACACCAGGCCCUGCACGCUAGAUCCUUGUCCAGAUACGACGCCUUCAGCGGAAAACGUGACCUCCACCACGCCGCUGCCGUCGACCUACUGCAUCUGCGGCUGCACGCUGACUGUGAUCCGGCGCGCCACGGUGCGCUUCUCCAGCACGACGCCGUGCGUAGACCGUUCUGUGUCGUGGGUGUUCAAGCCGUUCUCUCGGCGAAGGUUGGUCUCCGUUAGGUUGACCGUUGACGAGCUGGACGCCGGCGAGAUAUCGGUGCGCGACGGCACGUCUCCUCUGGGCGUCCUCCUGGCCGCCACCCCAUCGGAAGGAGGCACCCACACUCUACUAGACGCCACCUCCCUGUCGGGCCCAGUGCGCAUCGAUUACGUGCCCGUACAGGCUCCGGCUGGAAACGCGUCGCUGCAGCCUCUAGCGAGCUUCAGUAUUGCAUUCUGGGAAACGAACUCGACUUUGGCCACCAUGGCUUCCCGUUACCCUCGCCACUCUGGCCUGGCGCCGUUCCACUCGUCCGUGCACGCGCUGCUGGCUUUCCUGGGCUGCUCCGUGGUGCUGACCGUGUCUCUGCUGGCGGUCGCGUACAAGAGUCGCUGCUGCUUGUCGCGCCGACGCAAGGCGCGCAGCCUGACCUCGGAGUCGUUCUGCUCGGACGGCGGUCUCGACUCGAGGCCCACGGUCCGUCUUCUGGCCGCGGGUUCGCUCACCUCCAUCUCGGAGGUGUCCGCGGAGGAGGACGACGUGCUGGACGAGGGCGAAGCUGUGCUCGCCGCGGAGUCCAUCCCGCUUAAGUCGUCGGGCGAGAGCCCCGAGGACUACAUGGAGCAGGCGUGUCUGUUCAAGUCGGUGGGCUCCGUGUGCACGGCUUCGGUAUCCUCUACACCAGUGCUCAAGAAGCGCGUGCCCGUGGCCACGGUGUCUCCACAGCCGCAGAGCCAGACGUGUACUCCUCGGCUUCCCCUCAAGCCGAGGCCGCUCAAGUACCUCCUCGCGGCGAGUGGCGACGGCGCCGAGGACUCGGUCGAGUCCCUCGACGCCUCGGGGCGCGGCUCCAAUGGCCCCAACAACCACAGGCGGGCUCGCAGUCUCGCGGACCGCGUCGCCAACUUCGGCUCUCGCGCGCGGGACAGUGCGGCUAUGGCACUGGCCGCGUCCCUGUCCGAGCUCAGCACUAGCGGCACCGAGGACGGCUUCGAGUUGGACUAUUAUGACUACGGAUGCCACGACGUGCCCGGGUCGUUCUUCAGCGCACAAGUGGGCAACUGGCCACCGUUCUUGCCGCUGCCGGCCGAAGACGAACUCCUAGAGUUGCAGCUUCAGAACUACACGUUACCCCCGCCGACCGAGACGACCGACUUGAGCAUGGUGGCUCAGGUACACGAGUCCGAAGACGAGCAGUGACUUGAAGUGUUGCGCGCUUCGCGCACCGAUGGUUAAGUGGUGCGCGAAGACGUUUACACACUGAAACUUCACUUCACUUGUAAGCUGUGUCUUUUCGUUUUGCUUCACGAGCGAUACAGCCACCAAAAGUUAUAGAACACCUACGCGGUCAUUGAUUAGAACUGUACAGUAACUGCACCGUGCGACGAAAUAAUUUCUGACUGAAGUACAUGUACGUAGGAGGGAUGCGAUUUAAGUCCGCUUCAUAAUGUUGCCAGCUGACUGAGUUUUAGGAAAUAACGCAAUAAGUUUGCGCGUGAUACUGCAGAAUUGUAACUCACACGUCCUCUUUACGUUGUUGGUGACAUAUCGGAUGUCAUCGGAUGUCUCGGACGUCUCGGACCAUCAUCGUUCGUCGCAAAUAUUGCAGCGCGCGCUUUCGACGACGUGCUUAUUAAUGCAGAGCAAAACCUUGUACUAGACUGGCUGUCAUAAUGUGCAGAUUGCUGUGCGCAUCCAGUGGGCAAUCACAAAAGCUAAAUAGAUCGCUGAGCGCUCUGCUUGCACUUCAGCUUUGAGAGUUGGCAGCAUUGAAUAAGAUUUCACUGCUUUGAGGUCAGUCACCUGUUAUAAGGCUUUGUUGACAAAUACCUUCGCUUGAAAUCGUUUAGCACCCAGUGUACGUCAUUCUCGCUGCACACGGCUCUAUAUCUCUUGGAAGCCCGGCAAACAUGCUGUCGAAUGAUUACAGCGGAAAUAACCUGAAAGUCGCGAGUUUCGUCAUUUCCGUUACAUUCACCGGCUUCGCAUACGCAGAUGCAACGACGGCACAUCAGAUUACGGCCUGCGGUACUUUCGUGGUUACAUCAUCAGACCAGGCAAGUUAUUUUUCAUGAUAACGCCGUCUUUUUUUUUUUUUUUUUCUAAAACCGUGCGCAGUGGUUUAGGGGCCGAAUCCGCAAAGGUUUUCGUACGCAAAUGAUUCUUGAUAUUGUACGGUCACCUUCGCUAAUAACGUGUCUGUUAUUAAGAAAUGGCAGUCAUUUGUUCUCACAAACAGCUUAAGCGUAAGCACCUCUUCUUGCAAACGCUGGCGCUCUUUUAAGCGAAUGCUGACGCAUUGUGCGCCUCUUGUGCAACUCUUUUGAAACUGCGCCGUAAACGAUCGCUGUGUUCAGAUGCGCCCAUGAGCAAGUUUUUACGUUGUUUUUUUGUUACUAUUUAAAAGGUUGCUUCGUCUCUUGGCAUCCGUCUUCAAAUGCACGUGAAUUGCAAAAAGGUUCUGACCUAACAAGCGCUUACGCAUACUGGGAUACCGCUUACGCAACCACUUACGCAAACUGAAUGAAAUUUGCUGCCUUAAAAGCUUCUAUUCUGCUGAAUGCUGUAAGCCCAUUUCCUGUGUGUCCUAUUGAUAUUAUAAAGGCAAAGCAGGGAGGCUAAUAGAAGAAUAUACGUCUUGCUAUCCAACACAGGGAAGGGGGGGGGGGGCGUAGAGAAGUCAGGCGUAAAAUAAUAACUGAAGGCAUAGUUUCGUGUCUCCAAACCACAUGCCAUAGCUUCGUGCCUCCAAAAUUUAAAUAUAUGUCACUGAACGUCAGUUUAUAUUCAUACUAAAAACUGGCUCAUUAAACGAAUCAGUAAUCAGUGAGUAUAAAGUUUGCAUAUCUCACAUAGUCUUUGUAAUUUCUUUGUGCUACCACUAAACUAAGACAUAUUUCGGCAAUGAAAACUCUAACGUACACAUGUAUUACAUUGCGAUAUAUUCUUUUAACACACGGCGGCGGCCCGCUUCCCCAGUUUUGUACAUUGCCAGCAUUUUCUGUAUGACAGUUUAGACCCUUCAUCAAGACAGCUUGCAGUGGCCGAUAGAAAUGAACUUCCUCCCAAUUCUAAUAGACUUCAUUAUAUGUAUAGCUUGACUGUUGCCUAUAAUUUUUGCAUAGAACGUGUAUGUGAACGGAGAACCUCGAGGAGAUCACCACGAGCCAAAGCUUCCUCUGAAGAGCUUUUUUUUAUUUGCAUAAUUCAGUACCUGACAACAUCAAACCGCAGGCACUUUAAUGAUUUCUUCCAUCGCAACGUCACAGUGCCCGACACGCUCGAUUUCUAUUAUUUUUAUGUUCAGCUAGGAGAAAAGCUGAGUAGUUCGUACGAACAGUUGUUGCUCUUAGCAUUGCACCGGUGGCAAAAGUGAAG
Molecule: messenger RNA, 5507 nt
Organism: Rhipicephalus sanguineus (brown dog tick)
Lineage: Eukaryota; Metazoa; Arthropoda; Arachnida; Ixodida; Ixodidae
Gene: gogo
Exons: 10
Coding region: 540-3329 (929 amino acids)
Cellular component (GO): cell periphery
Source: RefSeq, a predicted model, not a curated record